Molecule: messenger RNA, 1985 nt
Organism: Anopheles aquasalis
Lineage: Eukaryota; Metazoa; Arthropoda; Insecta; Diptera; Culicidae
Product: tetratricopeptide repeat protein 17
Biological process (GO): actin filament polymerization
Cellular component (GO): actin cytoskeleton; cytoplasm
Molecular function (GO): protein binding
Source: RefSeq, a predicted model, not a curated record
GGUUUACGCGCUUGCUUUUACGCUUAGUUUCACGCUCCGCGGACCUAUACACUGCUUCCAAAGACCCCCGGACGGACAGCGUAUUCGCACAGCAGCCAAUAUCGACGCACAAGCAAAUUCCUUCCAUCAAACGGCAACAAUCAAACCAAUAAUUCAACAGCAAACAAUCGAACCGGGCCGACUAAUGAUGAAAGAUAACAACAUCGCCGUUGACGACCCAUGAUCCAUGAGGUAGAUGGCACCUGCUGCUGCUCAUUCAUCUGCUCCCGCACUCUCGCAUCUGCAACAGAUCGUCCGUAGCGCCGAUGCAUUCGCUGAUAAUGUUGCGUAAGAAACCGCUGCUGCCUGCUCUGGUGCUGGCGGUGAGCGUUAUCAGCGCCGCCGAGGGCAGCACACACUGGCUGCUCAACACCAACGGCCUAAUAAUACCACAGCUUACCUCGCCGUUCUACUUGCGUCGAUCGUACGAUCUGAUAGCAUUUCUGAACCAAAAUGUGUACAAGCAGAAAAUAGAUCUAAUCAUCGGCGAGCUGCUGACGAUCAAAGCGAAUCUCACGCAAAAGAUGAACAAUCUCGACCGGUACACGAGUGAGCUGACCGGCAAGAUUGGCUGCAUACCGGACUACUACCUCGACGAGUCCGACAUCCUUAGCACGAUCGUGAACCCUAGCUACGUAGCCCGCAUCGGUAAGCUGACCGAGAAGGCACCGGUUGGGCUGGAGGAUCUCAUCCCACCGCCCGCCGACAGGCAGACGGCGAACACGAAGAAGCGAACGACCGCACAGCAACAAACGGAGUCACAGGCGCAGCAACACCUAACAUCCUCACCGAAGGCACCGCCAGCGUCGCUGCACCUGCCCAAAUGUGCCGAAUUUCUGCCGCUCGAUGUGAGUGUGGCCGCGUUCGAUCACCUCGAGGGAGUGCAGAACCGGUCCCGGCUGCAGAUGGCCCCGGAGGAGGUCCUGAUGGGUCUCGAGUACAAUAUCCCGCAGCUGCUGACGGACGGGCUACGGUGGAAUCCGACCUCAUGGAAGAUGCACACGAUCGCCUCGUACUUCUGGCGGCUCAAAGGGAACGCACCGGAAGCGAUGGAAUGCGCCAGACGGGCGGUCACGUUUGCACCGCGCGCCUCCAAGGACAUUGCCCUGCUCAGCCUCGGUACGGUGCUGCAGCGGUCGCAGCAGCUGAACGAUUCGCUGGUGGUACUGCGGGCAGCGGUCGACCACGAGGCGACCGAACCCGAGAAUCAGCUGGCCCUCGGCAACACCUACAUGCUGCUCUCGGAUUUCAAUCGUAGCUUCGAGGCGUAUCGCGUCACCGAAAACCUUAGCCGGCUCUACUCUAAGCAGAUUGAUUACAUCAAAAAGUCCAUCAACUGUUUCAAGGAUCUCAAAAUCAAUUUACUCACAAUGGAACGGCUGCUGCAGGACAUCAUACCCGGGCUGGAGCGAUACGGUGCGCUGCAGAAGGAAUUCGACGAGUAUCAUGAAAAGCUCGACCGUGAGCAGGCGCCGCUCAAGACACGGGUGUUCGAUGAGAGUUACAGCAAUCAGGUGGACUUCUUGAUACAGCGUAGCCAAAUCUGUACGACGCGGCUAGCGAGGGACAAGGGUGAACCGAUACUGUCCUGCGACUUCAUCUCGGAUGUACAGAUGCUGAUGGAGGACUUUGCGGUGGAGAUACUGAACAACUAUGUCGAUCUAAAGCGCGAGCUAAUUAACACCUACAAGAUCAACUCACUUGGCAUCUACAAGAAGAUUUUCGUCGAGCAUUUUUGAGCGGGCGUGAAUCGGCGAGGCUUGGGAGGCUGUAAGCACUUCUGCUUCCUGCUAAUGGACUGCUAUCCUGGACGACCAAGAGUACAAUCUAGGGGCUGCGAUCCUUAAAAAAAAAGGCACAUGAUGUGACGAUGAUGGACGCCUGGAUGAAGGGUUAUUUUAUUUUUUUCUAAACAAUCAAAAGAAUAAAACCGAAAAAUAAUGCUA